Molecule: messenger RNA, 491 nt
Organism: Lemur catta (Ring-tailed lemur)
Lineage: Eukaryota; Metazoa; Chordata; Mammalia; Primates; Lemuridae
Exons: 2
Coding region: 1-306 (101 amino acids)
Source: RefSeq, a predicted model, not a curated record
AUGUAUCAGCCCUACGUCACCAACUCCCAAAUUUUCUUUACUUUUUUUUUUUUUUUGAGACAGAGUCUCACUCUGUUGCCCAGGCUAGAGUGCUGUGGCGUCAGCCUAGCUCACAGCAACCUCAAAUUCCUGGGCUCAAACAAUCCUCCUGCCUCAGCCUCCCGAGCAGCUGGGACUACAGGCAUGUGCCACCAUGCCCGGCUAGGUCUCGAACUCCUGAGCUCAAACGAUCCACCUGCCUCAGCCUCCCAGAGUGCUAGGAUUACAGGCGUGAGCCACCGCGCCCGGCCUUUGGUCUUGUUUUAAAAUCCCCUUCCUCAAGGGACACUGCCCCUGACCCUCCGGAACUGGUUGGGUCCCUGCCAUAUUACACCUUCAUUGACACUUUCCUUACUAGCAGCACCUUUCACAGCUAUAAUUAACCAGUUAUUUGGACAGUAUUUAACACAUUAACUGCCAUGUCAGCUGUAUUUAACUCAUGCUAGUUUUGA